Messenger RNA from Pollicipes pollicipes, 995 nucleotides. RefSeq names its product membrane-associated progesterone receptor component 1. Lineage: Eukaryota; Metazoa; Arthropoda; Thecostraca; Pollicipedomorpha; Pollicipedidae. The transcript is spliced from 4 exons. The coding region runs from base 162 to 812 and encodes 216 amino acids. The record is from RefSeq and is a predicted model, not a curated record. Gene Ontology annotation, cellular component: membrane; endoplasmic reticulum; endomembrane system.
CGAGCAAAUUUAACCAAAUUGUUGCGAGGUUGGCUGUGGGUUGGGUGCGAGCCGCCGUCCGCGCUUCUGGCGUCGAGAUAUUGUGUGAGAGGGGCUGUUCGCGGUGAGAAAAGAGACCUCGUGACAAGUGAUCUGGAUUAGUACAGCCCAGGCAACUCAAAAUGUCGUCGGAAGGCGGUGGAAUGUGGAACGCGUUGUUGGAUGAGUUCAAGAGUCCCGUAAACCUCCUGCUCAUCUCCGCGUGCCUUUACAUCAUGUACAAAAUGUGGGUGAGGCACAAAGAGGAGAACGCGCCGCCGCCGCCCCGGGAGCCCGAGCUCCCUCCUCUGAAGAAGCAGGACUUCACGCUGGAGCAGCUCAAAUUCUACUGCGGCGACGAGCGCUGUGACGGCAGGGUCCUGGUGGCCGUCAAUUACAAAGUCUUCGACGUCACCAAGGGAAAGAGGUUCUACGGACCCGGCGGGCCGUACGCGGCGUUCGCCGGCAAGGACGCCUCGCGUGGCCUGGCCACAUUCUCGGUGGAGGGCGGCGAUAACCACGACGAUCUCAGCGACCUGACGCCCAUGCAGAUGGAGUCGGUCAGGGAGUGGGAGGCACAGUUCACAGAUCGCUACGUGUACGUCGGCAAGCUGCUGAAGCCGGGCGAGAAAGGCCACCGAGUACACGGACGACGAGCACGACGAAGCGCCGCCGCCCGCCGACAAGAAGCACGACUGAGCCCCGGCCCGUCACCCAGUCGCCCUCGGCCGCCGCCGCCGCGCCGCCCGCCCCAUGGCCGACGCGGGGUUUUAAUGCAUCGGCAUUUUCACUAAUACGCUGUGACUUGAUGUGGCAUUGGCGUGGUGCACCGUGCCGGCCUGUCCAGCGCUGUCCGGGCCGGAUGACGGCUGCGCUCUGCUGUGUCCGUGCCGUGUCCACUGAGCGCUGUCCGACCGCCCUGGUGUCCGCGCUCGCUGGGUCGUGUCCGUGUCCGACCGCCGUGGUGUUCGCGGCCA